Culicoides brevitarsis is the source of this 1720-nucleotide messenger RNA. RefSeq lists its product as uncharacterized. The transcript has 4 exons. Bases 380 to 1720 code for a protein of 446 amino acids. NCBI's taxonomy places the organism in Eukaryota, Metazoa, Arthropoda, Insecta, Diptera, Ceratopogonidae. The record is from RefSeq and is a predicted model, not a curated record. Gene Ontology annotation, biological process: regulation of apoptotic process; apoptotic process.
GUCAUGGAUGGUGAAUCUGCACGUGCAAAAACGGUGAAAAGCGAAAGUUGGUGCAGCUAAUAGUGCGGUCGACACGACAAAUCCGCAAACAGGACUUUUUUGUGGCGAGCGAAAAGUUCCGUGCGAAAAAAAGGAAGAAAAAAAUUUGAGGAAAAAUUUUUCGUGUGUAUCUACGACAUACACGACGACGAGCAAAAAAAAAUUUUUUUUUUUUUGGAACGAAAACGAAGAAAUUUGUUUUUUUAAUGUCAAUUCGCGAUUCCGGAAAGUGAAUGUCGGCAACGCGGCAGUAUCAGCAGGCCUCGGAAACUACCGUCUUUAAUGCAACAAGGGGGCUGUGUAAAUUGCCCCAAAUUCUGUAUCAUUGAGGCAUGCCGUCAUGGCAAGAGAAGAGUCUCGUGGAAAGAGGCCUUUAAAAAUUUGGGACAGUUUACGAAGUCUCCGAAAGGGACUCGUUGUCGGCAGCUUCGAGGAAUUAUUAGUACGAGGAAAAGAUAAACUUGGGAUUCCUGCCUCAGAGACAGUUCGAUUGGUGCUUGAGUGUGAUGGAACGCAAGUGGAGGAUGGCGAGUAUUUUAGAACGUUAGCGAAUAAUACGGUUUUGUUGCUGCUGAGGCAGGGAGAACGUUGGUAUCCAGCGGGAGUUGAUGUCAUAAAAGCUGCAAUUUCAGCGAUUCCUAAGAUAGUUUGUGAGACGAUUCAUGCAUUGGAGCUACACGAUGAAACACCAUCUUGGAAAAUUAUGGACAACAAGGGGAGAGUUACGGUUGUCUUGCACUGGGAUCAGCGCCAAACAGGUCUCAGUGGAGGCGGGCAAGGCAGUAGUUUGGGCGGCAGCUUAAAUGGCCCGAUUAUCACGUCAUCGUCAGAUCGCUAUUCGCCCUCGAAGAAGGGCCUCAGUGCCCAAAAUUCGCUCGACAAGUCGUCGUCUGGCACGCCGCAUCGCUACACAAGUCCCCAGAUCACGAUAAUAAACCAUGACGAUCCGCAGGCAAACAUGUAUCACACGGGACGUAGUUUAUCAAAAGGCAGCGGUUCGUUCGACAGCGGCGUCGGCGGCGCCAUUCACGUGCAUUCCAUCGAAUGUUCGCACCAUAUUCAUACACCAACACGUGCCGGUAGCCCCGGAGCUACAGAAUGUGAUUUCCAUUGUUGUGCAUUACACGAAGUCGGCAGGAAAAUUGCCGUGCACAAGAGUGUCGCCACGUCGCCCAUCCAAGAUGGCGUCGUUAGUCCCAACCAGCACCCGGAUAAUAUGGAAGGAGGGCCCGGAAGUGCUGGCGGCAGUUUGCAACGUCGCACACCAACGAACAAGGGACACGUGCGUUUCCUCGAUAUCGGUCCGGAACGCGACAGCAGCGAAAGCGAGACGGAAAACACCGUCAUGGAAGACGAAACGAUCACGAGCGAAAAGUUCCUGUUGCUCAUCGAUCAACUUUCCGUCGACCAAAAGCGACAUCUGAGCAUCAAGGACAUCGGCAUCAUUCUCGAACGACUCAGCUCGAAGAUCCUCGAUGUCGAACGCUUGGAUCGCGAAAGCGAAUCUGACGACUGCUACAACUGGACAAUUAAAGCGACGAUUCGGGGCGAUGCACUGCGCGAAUUGGGCGUCAUCUACAACGGAAACUACUAUGCAAUAUCCGAACAUCCCGGCUACAAGGAGGAGAACGAAGAAAACGAAAUCGACGAACAGGAAGAAGAAGUUGACGACAGGCUUUAA